This is a messenger RNA of Scophthalmus maximus (turbot), 4940 nucleotides long. RefSeq names its product ADAMTS-like protein 3. The transcript is spliced from 24 exons. Gene Ontology annotation, molecular function: metalloendopeptidase activity. Gene Ontology annotation, biological process: extracellular matrix organization. The coding region runs from base 958 to 4242 and encodes 1094 amino acids. Gene Ontology annotation, cellular component: extracellular matrix. The record is from RefSeq and is a predicted model, not a curated record. NCBI's taxonomy places the organism in Eukaryota, Metazoa, Chordata, Actinopteri, Pleuronectiformes, Scophthalmidae.
GCUGUGUCUCACUUGGUCCUGUCUGCUCCGCUGCUCGGAGCCAGGAGACACUUUACCAGGGGACAAGUCGCUGCACGGUGGUCUGCCUGACACCACACCGGCUCCUGUCGGCCACGUUCCGGACGUGUCGGGGUUGGAUCAGGGGCUGGACACGGGACACGGGACACGGGACACGGGACCUACUCGCGCAAUCGGACGGUUUUUUUGGAGAAUACCUGAUGCUGAGUCUCCAAAUGAGCGCUUAGGGAGCGCAGGCAGCCCCUCCCCUCCGAAGGCUGGGGCUCACCCAGCUGUCGAGAGACGCUGACCUGGAGAAAAACAUCCAGAUGAAGAUGGAUUCAUCUAUUCUCUGCAGGGCUGUCCUCGUCCUCCUCGCGCUCCCCUCGAUGCAGUGUGCAGAGAGUGAGCCCCAGAGUGCAGUGUUCCUGCCAGAGUAUGCCCUCUCACCUCAGGGCAGUUUCAUGGAGGAUGCCACAGAGGAUCAGUUUCUAACCUACAGAUACGACGACCAGUAAUACUUACUCCAGUUGCCGAGGCUAUAAACAUCCUACAGGGAGAAUCCAACAUUGGGAUGGGAUGGUUGCCCUACAAUACCUACAAUCACCACUCUCAUUGACAAGCUUGAGAAAACAAAAGUUUCGAUGAGAUUCUGCAAGCUGCUAGUUGAUGCCCUGCAAGAUGGUACGAAGAAACGGUUUGGGGAGAUGAUGAAGAGAUCCAGAGCUGGUUACUGCAGCCAUACUUCAUCCAAAAUUCAAAACGUCCUGGGUGGAUAAUGAAGAUGCCCACAAGUAAGGCCUAAACUACAUCAAGCAAUACUUCCCAACCAUGACGAGGCUCCUCCUGAGAACUCCGCCAGUGCUUCUGAUGAAGGCGAUUUCUUUGCAAAUAUGAAGCAGGCACAGACAACCAAACAACUGGAUGCAUACCUGACAUGCGCAGCUGAAGGCAUCCAGAAUGACCCGCUCAGAUGAGGACAGGGACACCGGGUGGGACGCCUGGGGCCCCUGGAGUGACUGCUCACGAACCUGCGGUGGAGGAGCCUCCUACUCUCUGCGACGCUGCCUCAACGGAGGAAGCUGUGAUGACAAAAACAUCCGCUACAGAACCUGCAGCAACACGGACUGCCCCCUAGAGUCAGGGGAUUUCCGGGCCCAGCAGUGUUCAGCCCACAAUGAUAUCAAGUACCAGGGUGCCACCUAUGACUGGGUCCCAGCUCCUUAUGACCCCUCUGCACCCUGCAUCCUGCAGUGUCAGGCUAAAGGGAGGAGCCUCACUGUUGAACUUGCCCCUAAGGUGCUGGAUGGGACACGAUGUCGGGCAGAUGCCUUGGACAUGUGCAUCAAUGGAGUUUGUCAGGAGGUGGGCUGUGAUCGUCAGCUGGCUAGCGGUGCCAGGGAGGAUAACUGUGGCGUCUGUGGUGGCGAGGGCUCCACAUGCCGGUUGGUUCGAGGGCAGACCCUACCCCACCUGACACCAGAACAAUCUCUGAAGACAGUUCUGGAAGUGCCGCUGGGAAGCCGCUUUCUCAGACUCAGUGCCAAAGGACCUGAUGUGCUAGCCAUCGAAGCCGUCCCUCUUCAGGGAAGGAAAGAGGAGACCAGCCUGGUGACCGCAGGCUCCUAUGUGAUUGGAAACACCUCCUUGGACUUUCAAAGAGGGACAGACAGACAGACACUCCGUACGCACGGCCCACUCAAUGCUGAUUUCAUCAUCAAGAUGAAGUAUGGAGGCCCAAAAGACACUGUUGUCCAGUUUUUGUUCUAUCAGCCAAUCAGGUACCAGUGGAGAGAAUCUGACUUCUUCCCCUGCUCUGUCACAUGUGGAGGAGGCUAUCAGCUGAACUCCGCAGAGUGCACUGACAUCCGAUCCAACCAGACACUGCCUGAGCACCACUGUAACAGCUAUCCUGAAAACACCAAACCAAUGCCAAAGCUCAAGGAGUGCAACAUGGACCCAUGCAAAGAGGGUGAUGGAUUCAAAGAGGUAAUGCCAUAUGACCACUUCCAACCUCUGCCUCGCUGGGAGCAGGGGCCCUGGACCCAGUGCUCGGUGUCUUGUGGUGGUGGCUGGCAGGACCGCAGUGUGAUGUGCGUGGAGGAAGACAGCCAUGGACAGUUCUCCGAGGUGGAGAAGUGGAAGUGCACCCACUCCCCUGGACCUGUGACCCGACAGAUUUGCAACACCUUCUCCUGCCCACAAUGGGUGGCCAUGGAAUGGUCUCAGUGCACAGUGACAUGCGGCCGUGGCCUGCGUUACCGGGUGGUUCUGUGCAUCGACCAUCGUGGGCAGCACAUUGGAGGCUGUGAGGCAUCACUCAAACCUCACGUUAAAGAAGACUGUUUGGUCCCCAUAGCCUGCCACAAGCCCAGAGAAACUACGGGGCUAAGGUGGAUCAUUACAACAGACACUACCAGGGAACACCAGGACCACCAGCUAACCAGCAAAUCUGUGCCAGUGGAGGCCAAGGUGCCCUGGUUAAAACAAGCCCAUGAACUGGAGAAACACCAUACUGCUACAGAGGACCCUACAUUUGUACCUGGGCCCUGGGCACCCUGCAGCACAACCUGUGGGCUGGGCAAGCAAACCCGUGAGGUGAAGUGCAACGUGAUGCUUUCAUUCACCAAGACGGAGGUAGACCUUCCAGAGGAUGAGUGUGGCAAGGAGAGACCCCAGCUGGAGAGGCGCUGUAACCAGGGGCCAUGUACCCAGGUUCCAGGCAUCUCUUCAGGCCUUCAGGACCAUGGGGCCCCUUACACCCAGAUGGAGGAACUGUACAGUUGGGACUACAGGAGCUUCACUGCCUGUUCAGCUACAUGUGCUGCUGGGAAGCAGACGGCAGCUGUGAGAUGUCUUAACAGGAAGCAAGGUGAUGAGGUGGAGGACUCUCUGUGUAAUUCAUCCAGCAGGCCACCAGUAAUGACCCGCAUCUGUAACCCUGAGCCAUGCCCCGCAAGAUGGGAGGUAACAUCAUGGACCAGCUGCUCUGUGUCCUGCGGCGUUGGAAUACAGACUAGGAGUGUGUUUUGUAUGCGUCUGUUGUCCAUUGACCAGCAGGAUAUUCUGAGUGUUUCAGAGGAGGACUGCAGGGAAUUAAAAUCUGCCAUCCUCCAACCCUGCAACCAGGUUGACUGUCCUCCGGUCUGGGAGGCCGAACCGUGGCAGCUGUGCUCCCAGUCUUGUGGUGGGGGUGUCCAGCUGCGGAAGGUCUACUGUAAGCAGCUCCUGUCCACAGGGGCUUAUAGAAGGUUAGCAGACAAGGCUUGCUGGGGGCCCAAACCUGCCACUAACAGAACCUGCAGCAACACUGAUUGUCUGCCCUACCUUGCAGGAGGAGAAUGGGGAAAGUGUUCAGUGUCCUGUGGUUUGGGGAUCCAACAUAGGGAACAAUUGUGUCACCAGUUGAUGGGGAUGGGCCACCAGGUAACGCUGGACAGGGUACAGUGCUCAGGAUUAUCCUCCCCUCCACUUUUACGAACCUGCCGCAUGAUGGCCUGUCCCAAACACAACAAAGACUUGAGACCCAAUGACAACCAGAAGUUUCUGGUGAAGAGCCAAGUGGGACGUCCACGAAAGGCCAGAGGUUAUAAGGAUGGGGUCAAACGGUGUCCCGUGCUUAUUGGUAAGCAUCAUAUCUACAUCCAGACCCAUAAGGAGAAACGCCUCUACUUGACUGUUGGGGGCCAUGCCUACCUCUUCCCUAACACCUCCCUGGUCAUCAAAUGCCCCGUCAGAAGGUUCCCCAAAGCGUAUAUACGCUGGCUCAAAGAUGGACGCCCCAUACCCAGCUCCAAACACCUGGACAUCAACAAAUCUGGCUCCCUGAAGAUCCACUUUGUGACAGCAGCCGACAUUGGUGUCUACAAGUGUGUCGCUGGACCCGCCUCGGAUAUCUUCACACUCCAGCUGAUAGGUCUUGACAGCAGGUCAAAUGGUAGGGUGUCUACCACCAGUCCUGGUCCCAACAGGGAAGAAAUGCUGCCAAGUUGCCACAGUCACUACUCAAACCCGAAUCCAUUCUGGCCUGCAGUCAGCGUGUCUCUGGUGCCCCCUGGUGCCCAGGAUGUCAUGCUGCAGCCACGGAUAAAGGACAGGCUCAUUAAUAUCACCUUGCAGGCUGACAGAAGAGAGAUCCAGCAGGAGCAAGCCUCCAAGCUCAUCUCCUCAUUGCUGACCCACAUGUCUGCAGCUCAGCUCUGGACCCGGAUCCCAGAGGAAGGAGUACAGACUAAAGGUACUUAGCUCAGCUCCAUAUAGUCCGCUGUGUGGCUUUCAUCUUUGAAGCUUUGGUAAAAUAUUGUGAGAUGCUCUUCUUAUUCUCCAUGAGACACUACUCUUUGUUACACCACCUUGUCUGUGUCUUCAAUCUAAUUACAGUGAUGAAUGUAAAAUGUAAAUGAUGAUAAAAUAUUUCGACAUGUCAAUGUACUGACAGUAACAAACUGUAUAGUCCUUAGAUUAUAUCUUUGUGACUGUAAAUCAGACCUAUCUCCAUAUCUGGAGCCAGGCCAAGAUGUGUUUCUAAAGAUAAUUUUAAAAUGUUGAAAUUAAUUUUAAAAUAACCUGGUAGCCCCAAUGGGAAGAUGAUGUCUGGUGUCAAUUUUUCAUAUAAUCAUGUAUUAACAUAUACUCUGUUUAAAUUGUGUUUCUGGUAUGUGGAAAAGACUGUUUACGACAGGUAAUAAUUAGCUGAGCCUGGGAAAAAAAGCUGAGGGAAGUGUGGUUUACAAGACAUUUGGGCCAGGAAGACGGAUUCAGAGAGAUGAUAGGGCCAACAUUCUUGUUGACCUGGCCGCCUUGGCCUGGCUAGUUAAGAUGUCUUUUCUGUAUGAUCUGGGUCAGACUUCUGAACCAUUCCAUGGUGAAGGAGCUCUGAACCAGCGGAACAGAUUCUGUUGUACUCUUGACUUUGAUUCAAUUAAAUAUGGCUUGUAGACAAA